AUGACCAUCAAGAGCUCCGAAGUCCUCCUGGAAAGUGGUAACCACUACCACUGGGAAUACAACAUGCGGAUGACACUAGCGCGAAAGGGGAUACUGGCGCAUGUUGAGGUCGUGAAGCUCGAGAUCACCGAGGCGUGGCUUAUUAACGCUGCUAAGGCUCUUGGAAUCAUUGCUCAAGGUGAGAAACUGCAGCACCAUACCAAGAUAAGGUCUGCGACACGUGCUAUCCACGCAUGGGCUACGCUACGAGACUUUUACAAUUGCUCACACUUCAGAACCGUGUGA
Molecule: messenger RNA, 285 nt
Organism: Peronospora matthiolae
Lineage: Eukaryota; Oomycota; Peronosporomycetes; Peronosporales; Peronosporaceae
Source: the annotation of a GenBank genome assembly